UCUGAGACUCUUGUCUCAUUUUCCUCUCCAAAAUGGAAGAGAAAGUAAAGUUUCAGUUUUUCUCUUCCUUGUUAACCUUCUUCAUCUGUGUCUAUGGCGCGUACACUGAACCACUUAACUCCGAAACCCUCAUUCUCCGUAACCAUAACCUCCCCAACCCACCCACACUCUCUUGGCCCGAAUCCACCACCUCUGGGUCCGAUCCCGAACCCGACCCGUCCACCAUCUCCGUUCAUCUCCACCACAUAGACGCACUCUCUCUCAACAAAACCCCCUCCCAACUCUUCCACCUAAGGCUCCAACGCGACGGCGCAAGAGUCAAAGCUCUCUUCUCCUUGGCCUCAUUGAACCAAACCCGGACUACAACUUCUGGGUCGGGUUUCAGCAGCUCCGUGAUCUCGGGUCUUGCACAGGGUAGCGGCGAGUACUUCACGCGCCUAGGCGUGGGAACUCCUCCGAUGUAUGUCUAUAUGGUGCUUGACACUGGAAGCGACGUCGUUUGGCUCCAAUGCAAACCCUGCGCCAAAUGCUACUCCCAAACCGACGAAAUCUUCGAUCCUUCAAAGUCCUCAUCUUUCGCCGGAGUACCCUGCUCCUCCCCCCUCUGCCGCCGCCUCGACUCGCCGGGAUGCAGCCGGAAAAGCAGCAAUUGCCAGUAUCAGGUUUCCUACGGCGACGGCUCGUUCACGUUCGGCGAUUUCUCCAUAGAAACUCUCACGUUCCGACGAGCGCAAGUCCAGCGUGUGGCUCUCGGCUGCGGCCACGACAACGAGGGCCUCUUUGUGGGCGCCGCAGGUUUGUUGGGCCUAGGUCGCGGCGGCUUGUCGUUUCCAACCCAAGCCGGAGCCCGGUUCAACAACAAAUUUUCAUACUGUUUAACUGAUCGAACCGCUUCCUCCAAACCGUCUUCGAUUGUGUUUGGCGACUCGGCCGUUUCGCGAACCGCGCGGUUCACUCCUAUUAUUAAUAACCCUAAACUCGACACCUUUUAUUAUCUCGAGUUACUUGGAAUCAGCGUUGGCGGCGCGCCGGUUCGAGGCAUUUCGGCUUCGCUCUUUCGUAUCGACUCGACCGGGAAUGGUGGAGUGAUUAUUGACUCGGGGACUUCCGUGACGCGCCUCACGCGACCUGCUUACGUGGCUCUCAGAGACGCGUUUCGGGUCGGAGCUUCGCAUUUGAAACGCGCGCCCGAGUUCUCGCUUUUCGACACAUGUUAUGAUCUUUCGGGGUUGCCGGAGGUUAAGGUUCCGACCGUGGUGUUGCAUUUUCGCGGUGCUGAUGUGUCGUUACCGGCGGCGAAUUAUCUCAUUCCGGUGGAUAACAGCGGCAGAUUCUGCUUUGCGUUCGCCGGAACAAUGAGUGGGCUUUCUAUCAUUGGAAACAUUCAACAGCAAGGAUUUCGGGUUGUGUUUGAUUUGGCGGGUUCUCGGGUCGGAUUUGCCCCAAGAGGGUGCGCGUGAUAGAAUGUGAUGCAAGUUGAGGUUUUGGGAAUAACUCUUUCCCUUUAUUUUCUUUUGUGUCUCUCUUUGAAAACUAUUGGCUUUUGGUUUAUGCGAAAUCAGUAGAGACUAUAGAAGGAAGAUACUAUUAAUUAGUGAUGUUUUCAGCGUUUUUUUACCUAAUGAAAUGCUUAUUAGUGAUAAAAAAAGGUUCUUAGCUCGUAAA
Vigna unguiculata (cowpea) is the source of this 1665-nucleotide messenger RNA. RefSeq names its product aspartyl protease family protein 2 pseudogene. Lineage: Eukaryota; Viridiplantae; Streptophyta; Magnoliopsida; Fabales; Fabaceae. The record is from RefSeq and is a predicted model, not a curated record.